Messenger RNA from Bursaphelenchus okinawaensis, 7531 nucleotides. The record is from the annotation of a GenBank genome assembly. Lineage: Eukaryota; Metazoa; Nematoda; Chromadorea; Rhabditida; Aphelenchoididae.
AUGAAUAACAUGUACACAUAUGGCAAAGAGAAUAUAUGUGGCGAGCUACUAUACCCAGCUAAGCGCAGUAGCAGUCACGGAAGACGAGUGAAUGGACCCUCAACCUCUACUAAGAUCAACGAAUGUCCACCUUUUAUACCAUCGUUGUCGCAGAUGAACAGGGAUAUGGCCACGACCUUCUCCACCACAUCUUCAGUGUCUGACGAUGAAGUCGAGAAACGGCACAGGUCCAAACGAGCAUGUCCAGGUCGUACUGUGUACAGCACGUCCGACAUAACUUCAGAUUCUUCACAGUUCUCUCACAUUGAAAGAAACUUUCAAUAUAAUUGUGACUCCAGCGACGAGUUCGAUGACAGAUUGGAUACCGUGUCUCCAGUACAACUGGAUCUUCAGCCUGAUGUUACAGACGAAAGUGACCUUCCACCUCCGCUGGAGUUGGAUCCAAGUAGGUAUUAUCCUAGUGGUAGUUCUAGUCCUCAAAUGACGCCAGUGCGACCAGUCAGAGAGCCCAAGAAGCAGAAGAAGGCGGAACCGGUUUCUAUUUUUGAUCAUAAUUUCGACAGAUUUAAUCGACCAGAAGAAUACAAUCUGCCCGGGGGGCUGGCUAAGAUUUUAGGAUGUCAUGGUAAGAUAUUUUUAGAUUCAUAAACGAAUACGGAUGUUAUUUGUUACUAAUUUAGGUAACAAUUUACAUUUUAAUAAAAAUUGUUUUUAGGUAUUUUGUUUUUGAAGUUCUACGUUGAUGUGAACCGAGGGACGAUCGAAGUUUUGGUCGAUAAGGGAGCCUUCUUUCUCAAUCGGUACGACGAGGUGUUCUCGAAGGUACAAGUUGAGAUUCACCCAAAUCCAAGCUUCAACUCGAGCAAUCGAAAACGCGGCCGAAGAGAUCGGAACUUCCCGUGCUUUGAAAGUCAUGUUGUAGAAGGUCACAACCCGAGGUACAAACUCAAGUUUACAUUAGAAUUGGCACAGUCCAACUUUGAGAACCACGACAAGAUUGGAAUCAGUGUGUUCACAAAGGACAGAGGUGAUGAAGAUGGCUACUGGAUUGGGACGAAGCUGGGUCAGAUGGCCUUCUCUAUCCGGAAGUUGUACUUGAAGGGAAAGGAGGCAAGUACAUUGUUUUAGAGGAAUAUAUUAUGGUUGAUAGUGUAGGGACUUUGAAUGGGUUUAUAUUGUUUUAAGUGGGAUGUAAAGUAUAGAGGUAGAUUUACGUUUUUACUGAAGAAAUAUUAGUUUGAAGUUUGGUUUACUGGAAGAUUUUGGCUGCUUUAUGUGGAGUUUUGGGAUUUUGAGGGUUGGAUACACGAUUACUUCAGUUUUAAUUCGAUAUUCUAGUGUAUUUUUGUAAUUUUACACAUGUAUGUUAUGUUUUACUAUAUUAUUCUUGCAAAAACUGGAGGAAAACACUUCCAAAUUCCCCUGAUUACCCAAAUUUCUAACGAAUCCUUUCUUCAGGCGAACAAAAGUCAACGACAUCGAUCCUCGAAGCACAAGAUGAGACCGGUAAGUCGUGUUUCCAAUCUCGGGAGACUCAUUAGAAUUAUAGAUUCCGACGAAACGAAUUAAACUCUAAGUUGUUUCAGAUAUUGAACGGCGGUUAUUUCUUGCUGGGACCGGAGAAAGGCGAGUCGACCACGAUGUCACAGGAUAAGGUGAGGCUUUACAUGGUGAUUGGGAUUAUAAUCUGCGUUUUGGUGAUCGGUUUUCAGGAAAAUAACUUUUUUCGGUUCGAAAAUUUUGAAAAUAGCAUUGAAACUUGUGGGGAGGGGAAAGAAUGGCAUUUUUCACAGUUUAAUUUUGUGUGUUGUAGUAGUGUUAGCAUUGCCAAGUAAUCUUUUGGUCGAAAAGUACGUAGAAAUGUAAAUAUAAGGGGAAAAGGGGCUAAAACGGUAUAUUCUGCAUAUUUCUUUGCCUGAAGUAUUAAAUAUCCCAACAGUUUUUAAAAGUUUUGAGGAAAAUAUUAUUUUAAAAUCAAUAUGUUAAUAUAGCCAGUGAUUUCCUCAAAAUUAUUUUUCAGAUUCUGACGAACAAGUUCUACGAAGUCGGCGGCAACUCCAUGUUCUCCACGUCCUCUUCAACGUAUUCGGCUUCGCCAGUAAAGGUAGGUUAUAAAUCCGACUCUCAGGGGAGCAUCUUAUCUUCGUCUGACCAAUCUUUGGCUUCGGCCGCCAAAGGUUUUAUUAGGCCAUAUCGAGGAGUUGUGGUGGGCCAACUGACCGUUUGUGAGGUACAUAUUCUUGCUGUUGAGGUCUAAAAGUGCACAGAAUUCCUGAAAAAUACUAUUUUUUAUUAGGUUACGUAGGUUAUUGUCCUUUUGAUCAAAAAGUUCAUAGAAGGGCGGCUUUGCUUGAGUUUGGCGUUGUUCUUUCGAUCCUUUUUGAAAUAUUGACCAAGCCAGUGCUUGUAAGGGGACGCGACUGUAUCUCUUGUCGAAAUGUAUAUAAUUUUAUUCUCUAACCAAUCUUGACCUUUCUUUUCGGUUUUUCUUUAAACUUUAUGACCCGGAGACCCGGCAUACCCACCAGCCUGACAGGUAGGCCAAGACUAAUCAGGCCAAUUAUCCGCCAACAUUGGAAGUCAAUGUCAGGGCUCUUGUGUUGUUUUUGGGCGGUGUAUUAAGGGAUUUGUGAGGGGAUUUCGGGCCUUCAAAUCCUUGUAACCGCGGGUGUAAAAAUAAAAUAAAUGUCGAGUGGUAAAUGGGCGCUGGGAUUGGGGCGUGGGGCCAGCCGGUUUCCAUUCCACCUUAAUUUAGACAUUGUAGAAGGCCCCUUUAUCAAAUAUUAAGGACGAUUCUUGACGCUAUUUAUAGUCAUCUAUUUGACGUCUUCAUACAAUUUCACUGACAACUUAAAUGGGUGUGGGGAGUGUUAAUUGAUUAGUUUCGACACCGGCUUUGCUCCACUAGUUUCUUGUAGUUUUUGACAUUUUAUAGUGAAUUUUGGACAUCUUGUAGCAGAUGUUUACUACCAUGUUUAGGCCUGUUUUGUCAUUGGCUGUUUGCGAACGGGAGUUUUUAAGGGUGGUUUAGUGUUUUGUUGAUAACUAGUGUCUUCAGAGUUAAAAGGAAACAUGAUUCUACAUACUUUUUGACCAUAAUAUUUACAAGACUCGAUGGCGUUACUUUGUUACAAAUUUUGUUUUUUCCUGUUCUCUACCACCUUGUAGGGAUUCUCAGCCCAUGUCAUAGUAGGGCUGUGUCUUGUUCCCUCCCAACUGAUUAAUUUAUGUUUUACUUUGACCUCCAUAUCAAUUUUGAUCUGAAUUUUGGCUGUUGACAGGGUAAUUCUAUAUUUAGGAUUGAUUUAUGCUCAACGCAUACGUGUUGUUGUUGAUGAUGUAAGAACUUCCUAAUUACGUCUCAUUAUGGGCCGAUCGAGCAUGAAUCUGGUCUUAAUCAGUGGACUCUUGUAAUUUGCCCUUUGAGGGGGAGGAACUGUAGAUUAGGGGAGGAAAGGAACCGCUUCCGUUUCUAACUUUGAUGUUUUAGUAGUCUUUAAGAGCUUGCUAGUUAAAGGCUAUUUACUUCUUUUUGAGGUUGUGAUAGAGGUUUUAAAGGCUUUCUAGACCUGUUAAAACUUCUGUACCUGUUACUCAAGGCAUUGUAAGCCUUUGAAAGGUACUGUAGCUAAUUUGUAAGGUUCUGUAUCACACUUCUACAAACCUGAAGAAACGCUAGCCUAAAUUAGCUUCUGUACGCCCAAGUUCAGAAGCCUCGCAGACCAGCUGCCUUUAUCCUUGGAGGCAAACACCUGGGCUGAGAUUGGGCUGAGGGAACGUUGAGCUAUCCGUUUUUUCCUCCGUGCUUUGGGCGAGCAAAAAUAGCAGAAAAGCCGUUGGUAAUCUGGUGUGUUGGACUCAUUUGGUGACGCUUGGAAUCGAAUUAACUCACCAGCCCCCAGAUAUUAUGACUUUCGCCAACAUUAUGAACUCGUCCUGGCCCUCACCCAUGUACAAUCGUUGGCAUCGGGCGCUACGGCCCGACCCGAUGGUCUGUCCGACCGCUUAUUUACUCCAUUCAUCAGCUGUGACCCUGAUCUGCGAGGUAAAUUACAACAAACAACACUUGUUUUCCCUUGAAUUUGGGAUCAAAAUAAACUUUUUCCAGUAAAUAACCCAAGGAUUGUAGGGCGACGUCACCUAGGCUUGAUAUUGUAGUAGAUGUGAUCGAAUAGGGUUAACACAUAGGUUUUUGAAUUGUAGUUUAAGUUAGUUUGGGUUAGGUUUUGAACCACAUUCUUGGCAUUUUUGGCCGAAUUUUAGAAUUAAAAAGUUGUUUUGAGGUCAAAAAGUGGCAUAACUUCUAUAGAUGGUCUUUCGGUCUUUCUUGACCAUUUUGAUGUAUACCUUUUGACCCGAAUAUGAUCUACUAACAAUUAGAAAGCUGUCUUAUAAUCUAAAAUAGCCUCCCAUCUUAACUUUUCUUAAGAAAUGAACUAACAAGGCCCUUAAAUAAACUCUUGCAAGCCUUUUAAUGUUACACCCUCUCUUAACGAGUAGUUCUUAACGAGUAGCGUGCGUUCCGUUUCUGCAUAAAUUGCUUUAUCUGGAGCCUUAUCAGUGCUGAUCGUAGUCACCUGUUCUCGGUUUAUUCUUUUUUGUCCUUAAUUUCUCGCGGUUUCCCAAAACUUUUGGUUUAUUAAGUGAGUUCCUUCCCUUGGCCCGCUCCCCUGUCCUAACAAAUGCAUCAAAAUUGUCUCAAACUUGGCACCUUCAAUCAUAAACCGUGAUGUUUCAGAUGAUGGGCGAAGAUAUCUGUCGUCGGCCCUUGAUGAAAGAAGUUCGAGGGUCCGCCUCGACCUCCACCCUGGCCGACCCCAGGCGUCAUUCCCUACAAACCCCAAGCAAGUCCAGGAACAAUAAUGUCAGGGCCAUGGCCUCGACACGGGUCCCACAGUACGUGCCUGCCAUGAUGCAACAUACUGCCGCCCUGCCCUUGGAAUGCAUUGGAAUGGUACCCAGGAAGAAGGUCAGUCUCCCAGUGCGAGCCAUCUCUCAGGAUCAACAGUUCAAGAAGAAGAAAGACACCUUGGACACAAUGAACUUGAGCUCGUCUUCGAACUCAUUCAGUUCUACUGGAGCAGAGUAUAAGAGCCGGCAUCGGCACACGUUACCGUACCUUAUGACAACCAGUAAGUUUUAAAAUUUUGGAAAAAUGAAAGAUUGGAAACUUAGUAUCUAGGAACAACACUUUUGUUUUAAAAAAUGAAGAAGAAAUGACUGUAAAUGAUAUUAAUAUGCCCAAGGGACCGUGUGUGGAAUAAUAGCAAACCCCUGGGGGCUUAAAAAAUCUCGGGUUAAGACCUUGGCGAUGGUACUCUAUCAAAGUACUUAAUCCUUAUUCUUAAAAUUGCAUGGCCAAGCGAGGGGGGGAGGGGAAAGGCAGGCCAACGGACGCGUGAAAGCGUCAGAUAUCCGGUUAUGGCGGGGUUAUCGUCACAGCCAGCCCCGACGGCCAUUUCGGCCUUCCUGAACACCUUGAACUACUGGGCGGGCGACGAAGAAAACAGGUUCCAAGUUUUUGUUUUUUCCGCCGGAACCAUGACAUUCCGUCGACGGCCGAGGUGAAGGGAGAUUAGAUUCGAAGUGCGGUCGAAUGAGUGAGUGAAGGGGUGAGCACGAACCUCAGAAUGAAGAAGAACUGUCGUCUGACCUCGCCCAGUUUGGGCCGGCGUUUAGGUAGGAGAAGAAGGAGAGGAGUUUAUUGAACUCGACUUCUGUUGGCCCUAGCGUUACUCCGCCAUUCCCUAUUACUCGCGGGUACGAAGUCGGUGAUUGUACCGGCUGUUAGUUGGGUACUAGAUCAGCCGUUACCUUGGUACAACAUAGACUGUUAUUCUGGCCACGAAACUGCCAUAUCUUUUGUAUUAGGCUACGCGGGUACCUAUUGACUAAAAAUUAGCUAUAAGAUUGCCUGUUCUAUAACUCAUACCUUGGCCAUAAAACAUUGGCCACAACCCCUAAAGUACCAUUGCCAUGCCCUUUCACCGCUGGCGAACCCAAAGGCCGGCCCGCUCGCAAGAAGAACCCCGGUCCAGCAUUCUGGUCCGACUAAAAAAGUCGGUAAUCAAACCUUCGCUAAGCCAAGAUAAUUUAGCCGACACCUCCAACUACUCCCAGACGCCCAGCCUGCCCGUGCCCGGCUGCUCCACCGACCAGGAGAUCAACUACGGGAUGCUGUACGCUGACUCGGCCCCCUCCCACCACGUCCCUCCCCAACGACCGGUCAAAGAGAGCAAGUCGGUCGAUUUGCCCAGAAAGAUGUUAUCUACCCAGCCGAGUGUCUCGGGCGAGAUCUCCUCCCAGAAAUCAGCCGCAAACCACCCCUCGGUGCGGCGGGUGGCUUCGUUCACCUACUCCAACGACAGUGUCACCGACAAGAACAACAAACGCAUCCAGCCUUCGGGGAACAGCAAGUUCAAGUUGUGAGUUUUUAUUUUUUGCUUUUCAUCGACCGGUUGGGUUUCUUCGAAUUUUUAAUUUUUUUGAGCAAAAAUUUCGAUAAAAAUCACGUUUUAAUAUCUUUUGAAGUUUUUGAGUUAAAAUUUUCAGGGCCGUAUUUUACAUUAUUUAUAUCCGUUUUGACGUUUUUUAAUUUUAAAUUUAUUUCAAAUUUCAUUAUUUCAAAAAUUUAAUAUUAUUUGUGCAAAAUUGCAUCGAAUUCUCCCGUUUGCAGCCCAAUAUUAUUGUUUACCUUCCCUUUUUAGACCCACCACAAUCAGUAAAAUUGGAAACUUUAUCCGGAACAAGGUCGAGCGGGUGGAUCUGACGUUGAGCACGAACAGUUUGUGUCCGUCUGCCGAUGAGGUCAAGGCGUGGCAGGACUCGUUCGAGAACCUUCUCACCAGCAAACUAGGCCUCGAGAUGUUCAGACAGUUCGUGAUCGGGGAAGUCAGCUCAGAGAACCUGGACUUCUACCUGGACGUGGAGGAGUUCAAAAAGUGCAAAAACAAGGCCAAAUUGAACCAGAAAAGCCAGGCCAUCUUCGAUGCCUACUUCCGAAAAGACGCACCUCGCGAGGUAAGUGACAGUAAUUGGAAUGGUCUUGACAUUCAUGUUGUUUUCGACUGGAUUUGGCCUCAAAAGCUAACGGAAAUCAUGUUUUAAGACAAAACUUAAAAACAAACGUUAUUUGCGGUUUAGAGUAUUAAAAAUAGUUAGUGAGAAGACCUUCUAAACUAUACUACUUUAGAUCAACCUUGAUGCCGAAACCAAAUCCGCCACCCUGCAGGCGAUCGAGCAAGGCCUCAACAACGAUACCUACAACCUGGCCCAGAACAAGAUCCAACAGCUCAUGGCGAAGGACUCUUACCGUCGUUUCCUGCAGUCGAAACAGUACCUGGACCUUGUUAACGCGACCACGCCUCCUCCAUCAGCCACCUUCCCCACCCGCUCGCCCUCACCCCGCUCCAGCCCGAUCCCCCCGGAGGAGCCGACCUCAGGGAAGACAAGCCCCGUCCCCUCCCUACCUUCUCGACGUCAUACUGGUCUCCCCACCAACGAUCCCUCGGUUCCGACCAUCACUGAGUAG